AUGGAAGUUAACAUUGGAGCUAUAGGUCAUGCCGGCUCGCCAAUUGGCAGGGGCAACGUUGUAAGCAAUGAUAGUCUCGUGGGACGUGUAAGAGGUUAUUUUGAAAGAGAGCGAUUGGCCGUUAAGGGUAGCAAAAGCCUGGUAAGAAGCUCCCCAGUUAUGGCUCAUGCUUAUCCAGCCUGUCUUGCUUCCCUUCACCCACACGCUUGCUAUGUCCCCACCACCCGCCACAUUCAUCACGUACACGAGCAGCCAAUAUCCAUUGCCCUGGAACAUGAACCGAAGCCCGCCCUUUCUGAUGCAUGGCACUCUGCGGGCUUGGCCAUGUCAAAGUGGGUGCGCGGAGGAUUGCACCACCCACCAUGGUUCGAGUCCUGUGACCAGUUUGGAGGGCAGAGAUUGGUGGCCGUGACUGUGGUGAUGGGUGACCCUCUGUAG
Striga asiatica is the source of this 438-nucleotide messenger RNA. The record is from the annotation of a GenBank genome assembly. Lineage: Eukaryota; Viridiplantae; Streptophyta; Magnoliopsida; Lamiales; Orobanchaceae.